AAUGUGCACCGUACCUGAAUUUGACGAAUUGGUAUCUUCUCCGACGUGUUCAACCGAUGAAUAUGUGAUCUACAAUCAACAAUGCAGCUUCUCUUGUCCGACUGGUUAUAGCCGAGCGGGUCCGUCGUUUGUUAUCUGCACGGGCUCAGGAAGUUUCUCGCAAAUGUUUCCUCGUUGUGUGAAGUGUGAUCCCAACGGCAGCGUUUGUCCAGAAACAGUAAUAACGUGCACCGUACCUAUAUUUGACGAAUUGGUAUCUUCUCCGACGUGUUCAACCGAUGAAUAUGUGAUCUUCAAUCAACAAUGCAGCUUCUCUUGUCCGACUGGUUAUAGCCUAGACAGUCCGUCAUCUGUUACCUGCACGGCCUCAGGAAGUUUCUCGCAAAUGUUUCCUCGUUGUGUGGACUGUGAAAACGCUUCCGCCGGUUGUAAAACAGGUAGGAUUAAGUGGCUCAAUGAGGUUUAG
Strongylocentrotus purpuratus (purple sea urchin) is the source of this 466-nucleotide messenger RNA. Its product is annotated as E-selectin-like. NCBI's taxonomy places the organism in Eukaryota, Metazoa, Echinodermata, Echinoidea, Camarodonta, Strongylocentrotidae. The record is from RefSeq and is a predicted model, not a curated record. The transcript is spliced from 5 exons. The coding region runs from base 2 to 466 and encodes 154 amino acids.